Oryzias latipes (Japanese medaka) is the source of this 2212-nucleotide messenger RNA. It is a transcript of the gene pik3ip1, whose product is annotated as phosphoinositide-3-kinase interacting protein 1. Gene Ontology annotation, molecular function: endopeptidase activity; signaling receptor binding. Gene Ontology annotation, biological process: negative regulation of phosphatidylinositol 3-kinase/protein kinase B signal transduction. Lineage: Eukaryota; Metazoa; Chordata; Actinopteri; Beloniformes; Adrianichthyidae. The record is from RefSeq and is a predicted model, not a curated record.
AAAACAAGGGCUGGGGCGCGUCUGAGAGGAGCAGUGUGUUUGAUGCACAGGCUCUUCCAGCGGGUUCAUAUCUUUUGGGGGAGAUUUCUGAUGUUCCCUGCAGGGGAAAUGCGCACCAUGUUGUCUGUUUCUUCAGCUCGUCAGCUCUGCAGACUAUUUUUUUCUUUGCAGCUUGUUUUCUUGAGCGCAGGCGUAGUAGGGAGCAGCGCAUCCGCGCAAACAGACUGCGUUAGAUCAGAUGGUUUGGACUACAGAGGAAAGCAGCAGAGCUCCUCCUCGGGUCUAGCCUGUCUGAACUGGAUCAAUAUAACAAGAGACUACGAUGCUGAAAUCCAUCCAGAUUCCCAAACAGGUGCUGGAGAUCAUAAUUACUGCAGAAACCCAGACGCCUCUGAGAGGCCUUGGUGUUACAUUGCUGGCCCAGAUGGGACGAUCCAGAGACAGUUCUGCACCAUUGAGACAUGCAAAGAGCAAACCUCUGCAGCACCAGUUGAGACUGCGUCCUCUGCGCCGACAGGAAGCACGGCCUCCGAGGAGAGCUUCCAGCCGGCGAGGUCAAGAAUUUCUCAGGCAGAAGUUGCUGCUGUGCAGCCAGUUAUGGGAAUCAGCCAGCGUGUGCACACUGGACCCAGAAAGAAAAAGGAUCUUGGGACUACUGGAUAUGUCCUGGCCAUCCUCAUGAUGGCAAUUAUUAUCAUCCUUGGGGUCGGCAUUACACUGGGCUACUUUUAUAAACGGGGUCGAGACUUAAAGAAGCAGCACGAUCAGCGAGUGUACGAGCGAGAGAUGCAGAGGAUCACACUGCCCCUGUCUGCCUUCUACAAUCCCACCUGUGAGCUCAUAGAUGAGAACACCAUCGUGAUCACCGCAGAGCCGGAGACCACACCUGUCCAGGAGGGGGAAGACCCUCUCAUGGGCCAGCACGCUGGCACUCCCGGAGCAUGAGUCGCAUGCGGACUGUGAAGAUUUGGGUUUCUUUUUUUCGUGGACUGAAACAUUCUGAGAUCCCCGUUUCUCCUCUCCACCUCUCGGAGCUGUAGAGGAGUUGGGAGGCAGCAUCCGUUCCAAAGACUUGAACUCAACAUUGUGUCCCUUUAUCAUUUUUCUUUCAUAAACCCAAAUGAGACAAGGCAGCCACACAAUGGACAUGGGCUAAAGCAUGAAACCACAAAGGCUGUUAAUGAGGACGUGUCAAAGUGUCUUAAGAUCAAAGGAUCCCCCCUCGCGCCCUUAAAUAACUGUAAGAACAUCCAGUAAGUUACAAGGAGAUGGUCUAAGGAAAAGAGGGAUUUGUGCACAAACCUUUGUUUUCCAAAAAAAGAUGUGGUUACAUGAUGGUUACAUAAGUUAGCUUUGCUUGGCCCACUGGCUGAAUGAAGCGAGACAUGAAUCAUUUUUAUACAAGAACACAUUGUCCUUGAGACACUGGUAAAAUUGCAAGUGUCCAAUGAUAGUUGUCUUCUUCUUUGACAGGCUGCAUGAGGUAAAGCACAUCCACAAAAGUGAAGGGAAGACGUCCUGCUUGGAAACUGCCUGGAGCAUGUUACUCCUGAAUGUAGUUUAUCCUCUUUGAACUCUGCAGGAACACUUCAGUUCAGAAGCAGUCACAGAUUUGGGGGAAGGCUUUCCCUUUUCUUCCACAGGUUAAGGAGUGACAGGAAAUGAACAGAUUGCACUCAGGUGUCUGGAGAAAAUGGCACCGCCACAAACGGGCAGGGUUGGAAACAGGGAGUUUGUGGAAGUCCAGGAGCAGCCUGGUGCACAGAUGACAGUCAGCCAUUUGAGUUCAGCACCUAAGGCUGCAGAGCAGACAAGGGAAUGGAUCAGUGAGGGAGCAGUACAAAGUAUGCAAGUGUUCCUGUGAGACAUUCAAUAAUGUGCUUGCAUGUACUUAGCUGCCUGAUGCAUUUCCAUCUUUUUCCCUUUUGCUCUAAAAAAGUAGAACUACUUAGAAUCUAUUAUGGCUGAAAGUAGACAUUUUUAUGAUGCACUGGUCCUUCAAUUUUUGUUUGUAAUUAGAGACUUGAUUUUGUCUUUAUGUUUUAACCGUCGUCACUGGCAAUCAAUGCUGUAUACCCUCAAUACCUUUAGUAUUGGAUGUAAUUAUUUUCUGAAUAAUGUGCUCAACAUACUGAUAGCAUUAGAUUUUAGCGCUUGUGUACUGUUGCAAACACUUUCAUUGGCAAAAGAAUAAAAGAUGGAUGAAAAGCUG